This is a messenger RNA of Coregonus sp. 'balchen', 3034 nucleotides long. The record is from the annotation of a GenBank genome assembly. Lineage: Eukaryota; Metazoa; Chordata; Actinopteri; Salmoniformes; Salmonidae.
AUGUCGGAGCGAUCCCAGAGCCCUACUUUAGAGUGCAACAGCCGGCCUGAUGACUUCAGCCGGGCCAUGUACGCCCAGGCCUUGAGUCAAGAGGGGUUUGGAGGCGCGUCGCUCCAGAUACCACACGGCGUUCUACAACACCAUAGUCUUCUCUUCAACAAGACCGCAUACAACGGGAUGCCUCCGACAACAGCUCAACCCUUUUUCCCGUUCCAACCGGGCAGUGGUGACUAUAGGGCCUCCGACUUGCAAGCCGGUGAUUUUUGCCAACCCAAACACUGGUAUCCCAUCGCCGCUGCCGAGUACACCGGCCAAGUACCGGGGGUCGCAGCGGCUACCCAGCCCACAAACCUGAGCCCACCAAACACCGAAACCAGGGAACAAAUCAAGAUGCCCGAAAUAAAGAUGGAGAAGGAUGUCAAUGACGAGUAUGAGCAAAAGAUCCAACACUAUCCAACUCCAACUUCGUCCGCUGUAGCUCACGGGGUUUACUACUCGACUCCAUGGAACCCAUCAUUUUGGCCCGGCUUUCCCCACAUCACGGCUGCGAGUACCAAUACUCAAAACCUCAACUCCAUACCCUCAACAUCGUCUUCAUCGUCCCCAUCUCUCUCGCCCUCACCCCCCAGUAAUGGGGUACCCGGGGUCACGUUCUUCAAUGGGAGCGCAAGCCAAACUGCCCAAACACCCCAGGCGCAAACCUCUACCCGGAGCAGUGGCUCCUCCAGCGGCGGGUGCAGUGACUCGGAGGAAGAGGUGAGUCUGAAAAUGGGCCUAUGUACUGUUAUCCCAUGGUCAUUGUCAGUGGUGUAAAGUACUUAAGUAAAAAUACUUUAAAGUAGUACUUAAGUCGUUUUUGGGGGGUAUCUGUACUUUCACUUUAAUAUUUUAUAUUUUUGACGUUUCCUUCACUACAUUACCAAAAUAAAUAAUGUGCUUUUUACUCCAUACAUUUUCCCUGACACCCAAAAGUUCUCAUUACAUUUUGAAUACUUAGCAGGACAGGAACAUUUUCUAAUUCACACACUUAUCAAGAGAACAUUCCUGGUCAUCCCUACUGCCUCUGAUCUGGCAGACUCACUAAGCAAGAAAAUGGUGAUGUUUGCUUUAAUAUGGAAUUUGAAAUGAUUUAUACUUUAACUUUUGAUACCUAAGUAUAUUUAAAACCAAAUACUUUUUACUCAAGUAGGAUAUUACUGAGUGAUUUUCACUUGAGUCAUUUUCUAAUAAGGUUUACUCAAGUAUGACAACUAAGUACUUUCUCCACCACUGGUCAUUGUACAUUUACAUUUUAGUCAUUUAGCAGACGCUCUUAUCCAGAGCGACUUACAGGAGCAAUUAGGGUUAAGUGCCUUGCUUAAGGGCACAUCGACAGAUUUUUCACCUAGUCGGCUCGGGGAUUAGAACCAGCGACCUUUCGGUUACUGGCACAACGCUCUUACCCACUAAGCUACCUGCCGCUACCUGUACUAUUAUGCAUUUAACCUCCAAGUUGUCUUUUCAUUCAAAAAAGAGUGUUGAUGGUGUGAAAUGUUUUCUAAUGUGGUUAGUACAUUUUGCCUCUAACAGGAGAACCUUUCAACUGAGGAACUGGAACAGUUUGCCAAGGAGCUGAAGCACACUCGUAUAACCCUGGGUUUCACACAAGCAGAUGUAGGCCUGGCCCUAGGCAACCUUUAUGGUGAGUUUUCCUGCUGUGUUGAAUACUUUCCAUACAUAACCUUUCCCCUCUGUGCCAUUGAGUUGGUGUAUGUGAAGGAUGCAUUUAUUUGGCCUCUGAACUUGCUGAGUGUCUCAUUAAAUUUACUUGACACAUUCUCUGAGGAAACCAUUGGCUAUUGAGGCAAUGUUCCUGUCAUACACUGCACCCACUGUAGUUGCAGUGACUUCAACUACUGAUGACCACUUGUUCUGUUUAGGCAAGAUGUUCAGCCAGACUACAAUCUGCCGCUUUGAAGCCCUCCAGCUCAGCUUCAAGAACAUGUGCAAGCUGAAGCCCCUGCUCCGGAGAUGGCUGAAUGAGGCUGAGACCUCGGACAACCCCCAGGAUGUGAGUAUUAUAAUCUCCCUCUUUAUUAUCAUAUAUGUUGGUUGUAGUUUAGAAACCCAUCUGGUCAAGAGCGGGGUCAGGUUUGCUGAGUCUAGAAUGACAUCUUGUGGAUAGAAAAGCCAUACAUUUCCAUGAGCAACCAAGGUGAUAUUUAUUAGAGAAUGUUCACCAUUAAAUGUUAGCUAUUCAGCUUUUGCGUUUUGUUAUUUAAGGGGAGGUUCUUUUGAGGGGAACCAUGGUAUUAAGUCCUCUGGAAUGGACCAAAGCACACUGCAAUGUCCCAGUCUAAAUGUAAGUGCAUGUUUGUCACCAGAUGUACAAGAUCGAGCGGGUAUUUGUGGACACCAGGAAGAGGAAGCGGAGGACCAGUCUGGAGGGGUCGGUGCGCACGGCUCUGGAGUCUUACUUUGUCAAGUGCCCCAAACCGAACACCCAGGAGAUCACACACAUUGCUGAUGACCUGUGUCUGGAGAGAGACGUGAGUCCCAUACAGCUGCCCAUCACGUCCUGUCACUUACUGCCCUUCCUCAACCCUGCAUGGCCUUUAAGUUCCUCUUAGAUGACAUGGAGCCUAAAUACAUUUAUGGCAAAUGCCGUCUUGCUUGUGUUGCCAUGGUUUGAAUCUUAGUGCUGUUUAUGUUAACUUCUGACCCUGUCAGGUUCUGUAUUUUAUAAUAUAGGAAGUGUGGAAAUACGUUUUGGUCAGCAGGUGACUUAUGUUGUGUUUGGCAGGUGGUGCGUGUGUGGUUCUGUAACCGCAGACAGAAGGGCAAGCGCCUGGCCCUCCCCUUCGAUGAGUGUGAAGGACAGUACUAUGAGCAGAGCCCCCCUCCCCCACACACGGCUCACUCCCCCCUCCCUGGGCAGGGGUACUCUCUCUCCGGCCACCCCGGUGGCCCCACCUUCUACAUGCCCCCCCUCCAGAGGCCAGAUGUCUUUAAGCAGGCCCUGCACCCUGGACUGGUGGGUCACCUGACAAGUUAA